AUGAUGCGGAAGUUAUUUUGUAACGUAAAACACAUUUAUUUCAUUUUUCAAUAACAACUGGAGAUAAAAACCGGGACUUAAAAGUGGUUAUAGCGUUGUCUGAUUCAUAUUUGUUUUCAAUGUGUUAUAUUUGAGCUAUUUGUGUACAUGUUUAUACCUGUGCAUGUAUUACGAAAUACCAGACAACGCCUUUGGUAUUUAUUUUGAAGAUACCCAUGGAGAAACUAGAAAAGGAGAGACUUUACGGUAGAUUGCAACAGUUUUAUGAUGAAAUUGUUAUGCUUGUAGUACAUAUCUAUUUUGAGAGGGAAUUCUUACAAAAUGGAGAUUUGAAUACAUUUUUACAAAACAAACAACAUAAACAUGCUCUUUUCCACGAAUUUUUUCCUAAAACAAAGUGUUGUGAAUGUAAAGGUGCAGCACAAAAACCAUCAGAAAGGAAAGUUUGUUUAGGAAAAUAUCAAUUUAAUAAACUUUACGUCUCCUCUGUCACCGAAGUUUCAAACCAUAAGGAAAAGAAAGGAAGCAUAAUCACACAGCACUGUUUAUGCAAAUUUCAACCGCGGCAACAAGUCAAAGUGGAAGACCUUGAUAUAAUUCUUGUUUAUGCCAUCCAUAGUUCGUGUUUUGGUGCUGUAAGUCCUCCAGGUGAUCCGCAACUUUUUUCGAAAAUUAAAGAUAUAAGAAAUGAUAUUGCGCAUGUUGGCAGAGGUGACGCACUAUCAUUGGAAGAUUUCAACGCCAAAUGGGAUAUUCUUGAACAGUCUUCACUUGAAAUUGCCAAACUGACAUGCGAAUCACACCAACAAGGGAUUAAAAAACAAAUCACCAAUUUAAAUGCCAGUAAUGAUCUCUUUGACAAGAUUAAAGCAGCAGCUAAAGAUGCAAGUACAGAAAUUAAGGAGAUAUUAUUAACAGUCCUGAAAAAUUUUCCAACCGUUAUCCUGGAUGAAAUUGGGCUAAUCAUAUAUCAGAGAGAACAACUCACAUACAAGUUUAAGAAUUUAGAUGUGCAAAUAGCCACACGAACAAGCAAUGGAGAUGAAAAUAAAAAAAAUAAAAAUUCAGGAGAUAAAACAGAAUACUUCGUGAAAUGGACACUAGAAAAUCCGGAAAAUAUGUCCAUUGCAUAUAUAAAGAAGAUGAUGCAACAUGUGACAGAGUUGUCGAGCCAUAAAAUAAUAUUUGUUUAUGCAGGCUCUGUGCAGAUAGAAUCAUCAGUAUCGUAUGAUAUAGUCCUUAAUCCAGAGAAAUUUGCUGCGAGUAUCUUAACAUUUUUAGCAAAGUUUACAGAGAUUUGCAAGAUUGAUACUUCUAAAGAUAUGACAAUCGAUGUAGAUAUAGCAGUAUCUGAAUUGCCAUGGAGAGCAUACAAAGAUAAAUCUAAAGACAGAUCUGUUAGAAGCACUUGUGACGAACUCCAGCAAAUUGUGCAUGCGUAUUUAAGCCACAAUCAUAAGAGCUGGAAACGAUGUGCAUCUUUGUCACAACCUACGGUAGAAAUAAAAUCCACGAAACAGCAACAAUUUGCUAUGACGGGCAAAAAACGAAAAUCAAAAUCCCAAGAAGUUUUCGCUUCAAAGAGAAAAAGAUCUGAGGUCUCAUUUAGCGAAUCAUUUAAGGAAGAGGAACCUCAGCCUUCGACAUCAGGUAGUCUUCCAGUUGGGGAAGGGUACAUAACUUGGUCAGAAGAAGAUGUAGCCAUGAAAUUGGAAGACUAUUCUUUUAAUAACGCAGCCAAAGUAUUCAGAGAGGAGGGUAUAUCCGGAGAAGUGUUGGAUAUGUUAAAUGAAGAACAACUUGAAAAAAUGGGCAUAACCAAAAUUGGAGAGAGAUUAAAAAUUAUGAAAGUCAUCAGAAAAAUUACCGGAGUUAUAGAUUUUGAAGAGCAUCAGAAAAAGAUAUUUAAUGAUCCCGUCAAUGGACAUACAGAAGUUCAUCCUCUUUGUAUCAAAAUAAUAGAUACUCCGCAAUUUCAGAGACUGAGGGAUUUAAAACAAUCGGGAACAUGCUAUUUUGUUUAUCCUGGGGCAACUAACAAUAGAUUUGAACAUUGUAUUGGAGUAUGUUAUCUUGCUGGACAGCUGGUCCGCAUGCUACAGAAGAGACAGCCAGAAUUAAAUAUAACAAAUAAAGAUAUUUUGUGUGUAGAAAUUGCAGGCCUUUGUCAUGACUUAGGUCAUGGACCAUUUUCACAUCUAUUUGAUUCAAAAUUUAUACCAGCAGUAAGACCCACUUCAAAAUGGAAGCAUGAAGAUGCAUCAGUAAUGAUGUUUGAUUAUUUGAUUGAGAAACAUAAUCUUAUGGGAGAAUUUAAGAAAUAUGACUUGAUAGAUAAAGAUAUCAAAUUCAUCAAAGAACAGAUUGAAGGACCUAAACAAAAUAGGGAACAAACUGCAGGUCAUCAGAAAUAUGAAAAACAUAUUGGAGGACUUAAAAUAGAAGAGAGUGUUUGGCCAUACCAUGGUAGAGAUCAAAGUAAAGGCUUUUUAUAUGAGAUAGUAGCCAACAAACGGAAUGGUAUUGAUGUUGAUAAAUGGGAUUACUUUGCAAGGGACUGUUAUGGUUUAGGAAUAAAAAAUACGUUUGACCACAACAGAUUCAUGAAGUUUGCAAGAGUGUUAAAAGUAAAAGAUGAAUACCAGAUCUGUUCCAGAGAUAAGGAAGCAGAAACACUAUACGGUAUGUUUCAAAUAAGAGCAACACUACAUAGAAGAGCUUAUCAGCAUAGAGUUUGUGAUGCUAUCGAAGCCAUGGUAACAGAUGCAUUUAUUGCCGCAGACCAUAAAGGUAUCAUUCCAGGGAAAGAUGGGAAUUUGAAGAAGUUAUCUGAGUGCAUUGACGAUCCUGAAGCAUAUACAAAUCUUUCCGACAGCAUUUUCCAUGUGAUACUUAUGUCUGUUGAUAAAGGCCUUGAAAAGUCCAGAAAAAUAUUACAAAGAAUCAUGCAUCGACAAUUGUAUGCUUGUGUUGGAGAAACUACCCCUACUGAAGGCGAAACAUAUGAAAAAUCUUCACAAGUCAUGUCAGAAAUAAUUUCAAAUAUACCUCCGGAGUCCAAAGGUGAACUACUUGAGGAUGCCCUUUAUGUUGAUUUAGUGUACCUUGAUUACGGAAGCAAAUCUAAAAACCCAAUGACCAAUGUCAGAUUUUAUAAUAAACGAGAUGUGACAAAACCAGUUCGUAUAGAUAAGAAUCAGGUAUCGCUUAUGUUGCCAAAUGUGUUUUCAGAACAAAUUGUUAGGCUAUAUUGCAAGAAAAAUGACAGCGAGAGCUUGAAGAUAGCCAGUGAUUGUUUUAAGAAAUGGUGUCAAGAUAAUAACCUUCUCUUACAGAUCAAGGUGCCAGAAGUAGUACGGUAAACAUGGUAAAGAAUGAAUGACCAUUAGAACUGACAAUUGAAAACGGAUUUGUCAAACUCAAGAUUAACAUUUGUUUUUGUCACUCAAAGUUCAUGUUUUAUUUAUCUUACACGCAGUACUGAAAUAUCUAAAUUGUUUACUCUACAUUGUACAUUAUAGUAAAUCUGGUCUACUCUUAUUUUUCUAACCUGCAAAAAGCGUGUACUGGAGGGCUGCGUGACAAGAAAACAAUAAAAUAUCAAAAAUCGACAGGACAAUAUAAUUGUCGAUGUGAUUAAUAUACAUAAAAAAUGUAUAAGACAUUCGAACGCUUAUCAUUGAUAUAUGUUCAAAAUUCAAAGAUGUCGGUAGUUGGUGGUUGUUUAUCAAUUUUUGUUUUGUAAAUUUGUUAACUCUGUGUAUGUACUGUCUCUUAGUUUUAUAACGUCAAAUACUUUACUGCUUAUACAUUCCAUGGAAACUGACAUUUGCAAUUCAAAAUGUCGUUGACCUGUUCUCUGCACACAUUAGAUAGUGUUGUAAUGAUAUAAGUACGAUAACGCAAUUUUAAGAUACUUUUUAUUUGAAUAUUUUGUGACUUUCUUUACGUUGAAAGUAGAUGUUUUUUCCCCAAACAUGUAGUCUCAUUUCUGCAAAAAUUUAAUAAUCGAUAUUGGACUAUAUUAAAAAGUAUGCUUUCACGAUUCCUUUCAUGUCAUCCAUAUUCGGAUAAAAGGUACUUUGCAUGAUUUGUAAAGAAAUUUGUUGUUCUAAAACUUUGGAAAACUUUUUUAAUUCAGGAAUGAUCACCCUCGUGCAAAGCUCUGAUUUCUUGUCCGGGUUUCCUUACAUUCGGUUCUUGUUGUUUUUAUCUACUCUUGAAAAUCUGCAUUUUAGACUUCUAAUCUUCGAAAAUUUUGGCCUCAAGCAUCAUCAGUUAGUUUUCGAUAUAGGCAUCUGGUGUGGCAAAACUGUAACGUUAACGUCGAAAAGACGCACAGGCUAUUUCAAGGCCCAGUUUUGACAAAUUAAAAGACAAUGUUCUCAAACAAAUUUAAUCUUAAAACGUCAUAAGCAGUAUGAGAGAGUAUGACCUUGUAGAAUGCCUAAAUAUGAGUAUCGAGAGGAUGUAAGAUCAUUAUUAACUGAAUGUUUACUUGUCAUACAAUAAAGAAAAAAGAAACAAUAUUAUCAAUCUGAAUAAAAAUAUUUAAACGAA
Molecule: messenger RNA, 4560 nt
Organism: Mytilus californianus (California mussel)
Lineage: Eukaryota; Metazoa; Mollusca; Bivalvia; Mytilida; Mytilidae
Product: deoxynucleoside triphosphate triphosphohydrolase SAMHD1-like
Exons: 22
Coding region: 216-3362 (1048 amino acids)
Biological process (GO): dGTP catabolic process
Cellular component (GO): nucleus
Molecular function (GO): dGTPase activity; protein binding
Source: RefSeq, a predicted model, not a curated record